Molecule: messenger RNA, 4887 nt
Organism: Acanthocheilonema viteae
Lineage: Eukaryota; Metazoa; Nematoda; Chromadorea; Rhabditida; Onchocercidae
Source: the annotation of a GenBank genome assembly
AUGUUUGCUCCGUCACGGUCGAACCACGGGGCACAUGUAGCCCAUUUGCCUCAUCCAAGCCAAUCGAGUGCCGCCGGGGAAUUGCAAGCUAUUCUCGCUGUUUGGGAAGCUGAGAAUGAUAAUGCUUCGUUCAGUGUUAAACCAUCCCUUAUAAGACUUUCGGAACUAAUAGAAGAAGCAACUGAUGAUUUUUUGAAGCAAGAUCCAGAUCCUCUAGAUGAUCGUCAUCCAGCCAAAACAUAUCCUUCAUGUAUCCUUGGCCAUUUGUUGAAAGUUAUCAGUCGCUACGAAGAAUUCAUGAACAAGCUUCUUGUGUCUUACUUGAUGUCUCGCGAUGACAUUGAAUUGAAUAUUGCCUCCGCAAGAUUGUUGCUCAAUCUUAUCCCCGGUUUAGAUUCUGCUGUCUUAUCGGAACCGGAAGGUUUGAUACCACAACUUUACAGAUGGGCGGAAAGUGAUGCUACCAAUUAUUAUUUACGGGCGUACUCUUUUGGUUUGCUUGCUGCCGCCUUAGAUGUAACAAGUGUUGCAAGUAGUCUUAAAAUAGAAAACUCUGCUCUCAUUCCAAUUGCUCUGCGACGUUUAAAGGAUUUGUUUGAACGAAUGGAAAGGGAGAAACAAGAAAUUAUGGAAGUAUCAGAACCAGAUAAAGAAAAUAAAGAAGAGGAUUUUGAAGAUAAUGGUUCAUUUGCUGGUAUUCCCAGGGAAACAUUCCACAGCGGUGAAAGACCUUCAUUAUCUGAUAUUUUGAAAGAACGUGAAACAACAAAAUGCUUUGGGGCGGAAACGUCAGGAUCAUCCGUUGCAGUUGCUACGAGGAAUUUCACUGGAUCUGUAUAUAAUGAAGAAAGAAAAUCCUUCCUAAGAAUACGUGAACCAAUUUACGAGCAUCCAAGAACAUCCGAGAACUUAGAGUUGGGUGUACCACCGCGAAAAAAAUUCAAACUAGAUAAAGAAGAACGUACUCGUAGCUCAAGCACAUUAUGGUCGGCAUCAUUUAUUGAGGGGAAAAGUAACAGUCAGUGGGCUGAGAUGCAAAAGCGGCGUCUUGGAGAAUACCGAAUCUUUCCUUUAACAACUGUUAUGGAACAGCGCCUAAUUAUUCAGUAUCUUACACCUGUUGGAGAAUAUCAGGAUCUUUUGAAAGAAACCUACGAGAAUCGUUCACUGGAUCUUGUUUUACGCUAUCUAGAGGGUGCACGGAAUCACGAUAGCCGUCUCAUAUUUGAUGUUUUGAAGUAUCUUGCCGGUCUUUUGGUUCAUCGUAGACUCGCACUAGAUUUUGUGGCAGCCGGUGGCGUAGAUCUUUUGAUUCGUAUAGAACGUGACUCAUUGGCAUCAGUUGUUGUUGGAACAUGUCUGUAUUAUUUGGCUUAUAAUGCAGACGCGAUGGAAGGCGUUUGCCUUUUGCCGGAGCAGACUCUUAAUGAGCUUGUUCACUACGCGCUGUGGCUUUUGGAGCAUAGUUAUGAAAGUGGUCGCGCUGGUUCCUCAAUGUUUUUUACUCACGCAUUCCAAUUUCGACCUAUACUUGAACGAUUCGAUGAUUAUGAUGGGCCUCGGCGCUUGUUUAAUUAUAUUUCAACCUUAACCCUCUUGCAAGAAGAUUCGGAGAACGUUCUUUCUGAUGAACAUCUCUAUACUAGUAUGCAAGCCAUUCGAAAUACUUGUAUGGCUUUCAGAAGCUAUAUGGCUGCUCAUAUCUUUGUUAAAGUGGAACAUCUGAAACGAAUACAUGUAUCUCGGUUACAGUGUCUUAAGGAUAUCGUCAUUCCUUCGUGUGUCCAUGGUUUACCGGCUAAUAAGGGGAUGCAUCUUGAUGACGAAAAUUUGAAAACAUGCGUUUGGAUUCUGCUACACACUUUGGGUUUGCAUUCGUCUUGGCGACCUGUUGAAGAACUGAAACGUUUAGGAGUUAUUCGCACUAUGUAUUUUCUAGUUGGUACGGCUAAUUCUUGGAAUGGUGGUUCAAAAAUUGAAAUUCUUAAAAUGUCUCUUGAUGUUUUGUGGAUGUGUUCUGCUGUGCCUCGGAUUCAGAUGGAUAUUUGCGAAAGUACAUUGAAAAUACGGGAGCAGAAUGCUGAAACUGUCGGAACAAUUUUGGAAUUCUGUGAAGGUGAAAUGGUGGUAGACUCUGAAGUUCAAUUCGCUGCUUUAAAAGUGAUAAUAAAUUGUGUGUGUGCUCCACUGGAACGACACAGUGGACGACUGGCUAUAUCGCCUCCAGCUAGUGACACUUUAGUACAUUCUUCUGAUUCUCGAAUAAGCUGCCGAAGCGUUGGAACACCUUAUAAAAUACGAAAACAAAGGAAAGCACAGAUGGAAUUUUUUCUAGAAAAAAUGUGGACUACCGUUCGAAGAAAUAAUGGGAUUAUGAUCUUGAAAAAACUGCUCUACACAGAAACGCCAAUCACAGAAGCAGAUGCACUUCGCGGAAUCGCAUGUCAGGCUCUUAAUGGUUUAGCACGUUCCGAAAGUGUUCGUCAAAUCCUUGAAAUAAUGCCACUUAUUGCAAACAGCGAGCUUUGCGGUCUGAUGCGUGAACCCGUUCUACAGGAGCGACGUGCUGAACAUGCCAGAUUCUGUGAGCAAGCUCAUUUACUGAUUGAAAAAAUCACCAACAAGCGAAUCCAAGAUUUUCCAAAAGAUCUGACGAAAGAAAAGCUCUGGAAAUGGCAUAUAGUUGCUCAUACCAAAAUUGUUUACAAUGAUAAAGAAUUGUUGCAAUUGAUACAUCAACACCUGAUCAAAAAGGGUUUGCUCAAUACAGCGGAUAAUUUAAAAACUGAAGCCAGUUUACCUGAUAUACCUGCAAGUCGUGUCUCCACCGGUCUGCGUUCUAUCGGUGCACUGCCAAAACGUUUUGAAAAUACUUUUUCUGAUGUCAACAGCGAAAUUGUGUCGGAAAAAACUUUAAUUUUAAGUACCUUUGGUGGUAACGGUCGACGUCGAAAAAGUGAACAAUCAACGAUAUCCACCAUUACGGCAGAACGCACACCAGUUAAUGAGCAGCGAGACCAAAUAACUGCCUUAACCUCGAUACCCAUAUCAAAAUCAACGAAGGCAUUGAGCAUUACUGGGCGUCGUCAUUUUGACGGGAGUCCUCCAGGAACGUCCUUUAUAAGUAGCUGUUCAACAGACCUUGGAAAACUGGAGGUUACCGACAGCAGUGAAAAUGUCACGUGUCCUCAAUUGCCAUCGGCAAUGCCAGUACCUCCGAAAGAUCUUGAUGAAAUCGUUACAGAUUUUUUCAGAAAGCAACAUUCGACUUGUUGUAAUCCGGUAUCUACGUGUCCACCCUUCUCACUCUACUAUCCACAUCACUGCCCGGAACCGCAACGUAAACGUUUUGCUCCAAAAAAUAUUGCAAAUCGAUUUCUAAGACGUCCGUUAAUUUCGGCUGCUUGGAAUCGGGAAAGAUUCAGAGAGGACAUUCACUUUGCUUUCAGUCGCUUUCGUCCAGUACGAUCAUUCACGGAAAGCGAAGAGACAUUUACUUGCUGUAGUUUUUCGAUUGAUGAUGAACACAUAUUGUUAGGCUCUUAUGCUGGUGGUUUGAACUGGUUUAAUAUACAUACCGGUGCUGAGGAAUCGAAUACCGAAUGCCAUCAUAGUGCAAUUACUGGUAUCGAACAAUCAAAAGAUGGUUCGCUAUUGCUUACUUCAUCUGCCUUUGUGAAGCCGCUUUCUUCACUCUGGCGCAUUGGUGAAACGCAAGAACAUAUGAUCAAUUUUCCAGACGAAUAUUUUGUUGAAUUCAAUAAAACAGUUCAAGAUCGUAUCAUCGGAACGCAAGGGAGUAAAGCAACGAUUUAUGAUACGGAAACUGGUCGAGCUGUGGUUCGUCUUUUUGAUGACACGUUGGCAAGUAAUUAUACUCGUAACAAGGCAACAUUUGACCCAAGAGAUGAAUUGGUAUUGAAUGAUGGUAUAUUAUGGGAUCCGAGAUUGGGAGUGAAAAUGGUGCACAAGUUCGACAAAAUGAAUGCUGUAAAUUGUGGUAUAUUCCAUCCACGUGGAAAUGAAGUUAUCAUAAAUUCUGAAGUGUGGGAUGUGCGUAACUUCAAAUUGCUGCAUAGUAUCAGUGCACUUGAUCAGUGUAAAAUUGUAUUUAGUGGUGGCACAGAUGCUAUUUACGGAUCAGCUUAUUUGGAUGUAGAAGAAAUAGAUGAUCGCUUUCGUCAAACAUUUGCUUGUUCGUUUCGAACUUUUGAUUCUACUACCUACAAGGUAAUUACAACAGUGGACGCAAAACGAGCUUUAUUCGAUUUCUGUGCUGAUCAUAACGAUCAGUAUAUGGCUUUGAUAGAAGCUCAUGGGAAUGCAGAUGAUUUGUUAGAGCUGCGAGAAAAUGUAUGCCGUCUUUACGAGGUUGGGAAACGCCGUGAAGCAGACGAGUGUGAUGAUGAACAAGAGGAAACAGGUGACGAUAAUGAAGAUGAUGAUAUGGGUUCAUCUAGUGAAAUGGACACAUCGCUUGAAGAUACGACUGCUACGGAUUCUUCAUCGGAAGAGAAUUCUGAUGAAGAAAGUGAUGGAUCCGUAUACGAAUCGGCACGUAGUCCUAAUGGAAGUUUGAAUGAUGAUGAACAGUGGGCAGAUAAUAAUGAACACGUUUCGGAAAACGGCGAAAAUUCAGAACGAAAUAAUGGUGUACUUUUGCGAAUUGGUGAUCGUGAGGCUCUAAAUAUUGUUUUUGAUCCGGGUACGAACCGACGUGAUAUUCGCUUAUUACAUGCGCUGGCAGUGGAUUCGGAUAGCGAUACAGAGGUGGAUGUUAGCUACAAUCCUGACGAAGAUUCAGCAAAUUCUGAUAUGCAUCCGGGUUCAAGUUCAAUUGUUUUGAAUCCAGUACUUCGAAGGCAGCGAAGAGCUGAACGCGAAUAA